CCACAAUUCCCUGGUAAAGUCAUAGUUUCUGCCCUAUCCUUUCCCCCACGGAGAAAUCUCAACUCCAAGAAAAAAUGGCUUUCAAGAAAUCAAACAGACUACCUCAGAGUCCAAUAGCCUUCAAGCAGAUUCUGAAAAAGUGCUCAAGUUUUGGGAAGAAACAAGGGUAUGAGCAAGAACUUCCUGAUGAUGUGCCAAGAGGCCAUUUUGUUGUCUAUGUUGGAAAGAACAGGAGCAGAUACAUAGUUCCAAUAUCAUGGUUGGCUCACCCUGAGUUCCAAAGCUUACUCCAAAGAGCUGAAGAUGAGUUUCGAUUUAACUACAAAAUGGGACUCACCAUUCCUUGUGAAGAAGUUGUUUUCCUAUCUCGAAUGGCGAUGAUCAGAUAAGAGAACUCUGAUAUAUAUAUGGCCAUCUGGUGAAAUAUAAGAAAGAUGGAAGCUGCUUCUUUCUACUGCUUCUUAUGUAUAUUUGCAGGACUACUAAGGGUCAUUAGUGAUAGCAAGAGGUAACUUCGCCUGUAAUUCAAAGCAUGAAAUGUUGGUGAGAGUUUGGAAGAUAUGAAUUCCAUUUUUUCUGAUAUAUUUUCAUUUUUUUUUUGACCAUAUGACAUUCUUUGGUCUCAAACUAUUCCUCAAUUACAAGUAGUAGAGAUUCUUAGACACUGAGAAAUUGAUAAUACUGAAUACAGAUUUUUAUAUCAAAUUUAAAUCAAAAGUUUUCUUCCUCUACUUUGAGAUUGGAAGAGAAAGAAGAUAGAAAGAAGGUUUCGUAAGGAAUGGCAACGCCUAAAUUGCUGGCGCUUGAUGAUGGUGAAAGAUAAUAAGUGUUCACCCGUAAU
This is a messenger RNA of Rubroshorea leprosula, 841 nucleotides long. The record is from the annotation of a GenBank genome assembly. Lineage: Eukaryota; Viridiplantae; Streptophyta; Magnoliopsida; Malvales; Dipterocarpaceae.